Molecule: messenger RNA, 852 nt
Organism: Erigeron canadensis
Lineage: Eukaryota; Viridiplantae; Streptophyta; Magnoliopsida; Asterales; Asteraceae
Exons: 3
Coding region: 46-684 (212 amino acids)
Source: RefSeq, a predicted model, not a curated record
UUGUCCUCCCUUCAUCUUUUCUAAACCGAUCCGACAUUAAAAAGAAUGGCGUUGAACAGUUCAGCGUACGGUCAUAGCGUGGGUCCAUAUAUUGUUCCAUUUGUCUGUUUGUUGAUCAUAGCCAUGGAUCUCACGGCAGGAAUUCUUGGCAUUGAGGCCGAGGUAGCUCAAAACAAGACGCAGAAUCUAAGAGUGUGGGUCAUUGAGUGUAGGGAUCCAAGUUAUCAAGCAUUUAAGCUCGGGUUCGUAGCUGCAGUACUUUUGGCAUUCGCACACGCCAUUGCAAACUUGUUUGGUGGCUGCCACCUGGCAUUGUCCAGACCAGAACUGGACCGAGCCACCUCUAACAAACAAUUAGCCAUGGCUUCACUCAUCUUAUCAUGGAUUACAUUACUCAUUGGCUUCGGAUUGCUAAUUGCUGGAGUCAUGGCUAACUCGAGUUCAAGAAAAUCAUGUGGAGUUUCAAAUCAUCGUUACCUGUCCAUUGGAGGCAUUGCAUGCUUCAUUCAUGGCAUGUUGGCAGUUUCUUACUACAUUUCCGCAAGUGCUGUCAAGAAAGAAGAAAUGAUGAUGAACCCACACGGACCAAUGAUGAACCCACAUGGGCCGAUGAUGAUACCACCUGGACCGAUGAGGAACCCACCUGGGCCAGUGCACCAGGCUGCACCAUCAGCGCCUGUUUGAGAAAUUAAUAUAAUCUAAUCCAGAUAUCUUUGUUUUUUUUUUCUAAUUUUUUGUUGUAUAUUUAUCACCCAAAAGGCAAUCCUUUUCAUUUAUUCUUGAAUAUCGCAUGUUAUUUGAUUUUCCUAAUGAAACGCUAGCAAAGAAAAUGGAUGUAGGCAGAUUGUUAAA